This is a messenger RNA of Clunio marinus, 261 nucleotides long. The record is from the annotation of a GenBank genome assembly. NCBI's taxonomy places the organism in Eukaryota, Metazoa, Arthropoda, Insecta, Diptera, Chironomidae.
AUGGACGUAGAAAUCCCUAUUGAUGAUUCUGAUGGAAUCUUUUCUAUAAAAUCGAUAAUAAUUUUAAUAUUCUUUGGAUUUUUUGGAUACGCUUAUUCUACACGAGAGGUUAAAGUAGACAACGACGAAAUCGACUUAUCAACCAUGAGCAAGAAAGAUCUAAUGGAACACCAAAAAUUAGAGAAAAUUAUUCAACAAAAGAAAGCUGAACUUGAAAAGUUAGAGCAACAAGCAAAGCGCUUCCAUAAAACAUCUAAUUAA